Molecule: messenger RNA, 631 nt
Organism: Tachyglossus aculeatus (Australian echidna)
Lineage: Eukaryota; Metazoa; Chordata; Mammalia; Monotremata; Tachyglossidae
Gene: RPS26
Product: ribosomal protein S26
Exons: 4
Coding region: 1-570 (189 amino acids)
Biological process (GO): translation
Cellular component (GO): cytosolic small ribosomal subunit; ribosome
Molecular function (GO): mRNA binding; structural constituent of ribosome
Source: RefSeq, a predicted model, not a curated record
AUGCCGCGCGGCUCGUGGACUACAACUUCCGGUGGGUUUAAGCGACCCGUGUCCGUACUCCAAUGCCCGCGCCGUAGUUCUCCCUCCCGCAAAACUACAACCCCCAGCAUGCCGCGCGGCUCGUGGACUACAACUUCCGGCGGGUUUAGGCCUCCUCGGCCGGCCGAACUCGAUCCCCAGCGCGCCGCGGAUGGACUUCCGGGAACCGAGACGUCGCGGAGCUUGACCAAGAAAAGACGCAACAACGGGCGCGCCAAGAAGGGCCGCGGCCAUGUGCAGCCCAUCCGCUGCACCAACUGUGCCCGCUGCGUGCCCAAGGACAAGGCCAUCAAGAAGUUUGUCAUCCGCAACAUCGUCGAGGCGGCCGCCGUGCGGGACAUCUCCGAGGCCAGCGUCUUCGACUCCUACGUGCUACCCAAGCUGUACGUGAAGCUGCACUACUGCGUCAGCUGCGCCAUCCACAGCAAGGUGGUGAGGAACCGCUCCCGCGAGGCUCGCAAAGACCGCACCCCACCGCCCCGCUUCCGCCCCGCGGGCGCUGCCCCCAGACCACCCCCGAAGCCCAUGUGAGGGGCUUAGCUCCACGCGGCCUUGCCCCUGCGCAAGUAAAUAAAGUUUCCGUGUUAGCCCG